This is a messenger RNA of Prunus avium (sweet cherry), 276 nucleotides long. Lineage: Eukaryota; Viridiplantae; Streptophyta; Magnoliopsida; Rosales; Rosaceae. The record is from RefSeq and is a predicted model, not a curated record.
AUGGGAUUCCGGUUGCCAGGAACUGUCAACACCAAGAGAAGUCUAAACCAGGCAGCUGCUUCAAAGACCCUCUCAAAGGGCUAUUUUGCAGUGUAUGUUGGGGAAAGCCAGAAGAAGCGAUUUGUGAUUCCGAUAUCAUAUUUGAAUGAGCCUUUAUUCCUGGAUUUGCUGAAUCAAGCAGAGGAAGAAUUUGGAUAUGAUCAUCCAAUGGGUGGAAUUACUCUCCCCUGCAGUGAAGACACCUUCCUUGAUCUCACUUCCCGUUUACGUGCAUGA